GGCCCGCCAACAUGAGCUGCUCGGCGGACGCCGUGAAGGACAGGCUGCUGUGGAACGUGAAGAAGGAGGCUGGUGUGACUCCCUGCCAGCGUGGUGACUGUGCUGCACCAGGACAGAAACUGUGAAUGAAACUGUGCCAAAGGGAUUGCUGAGGAUAAUCCAGAUGUAAAGCAGAUCAUGGAAGAAGCUGUCACCCGGAAAUUUGUACAUGAAGACAGCAGUCACAUCAUCGCCUUAUGUGGUGUGGUGGAGGCGUGUCUGCUGCACAUGCUGAAGCGCAGGGCUGCCGGCUUCCUGCGCACCGACAAGGUGGCCGCGCUCUUCACCAAGGUGGGCAAGACCUGUGCCAUAGCUGGAGACGUGUGCAAGAAGGUGCAGGAGCUGCAGCAGCAGGUAGAGAGCAGGAAAAAUCAGCCAAAUGGGCAGGAACCCCUCAAAAGGCAGGGAUCAACCACAAGCAAAACACCUGUCCUGACACCUCAGGCCAUCAAGCACAUCUGGGUUCGGACAGCCUUGAUUGAGAAGGUGCUGGACAAGAUUGUGCAGUACAUUGUUGAUAACUGCAGUAAAUACUAUGAAAAGGAAGCUUUACUGGCAGAUCCUGUUUGUGGCCCAAUACUGGCUUCUCUGCUAGUUGGACCGUGUGCUCUGGAGUACACCAAGCUAAAGACAGCUGACCACUACUGGACAGACCCUUCGGCCGACGAGCUGGUGCAGCGGCACCGGAUCCACGGCGCUCACGGCCGCCAGGACUCCCCGUCCAAGCGCCCAGCCCUGGGAGUCCGGAAGCGCCACUCCAGCGGCAGCGCGUCGGAAGAUCGCUUUGCUGCGUCGGCACGGGAGUACGUGGAGUCCCUGCACCAGAAUUCCAGGACUCACCUUCUCUACGGCAAAAACAACGUCCUGGUGCAGCCGAAAGAUGAUUUGGAGGCAAUUCCUGGGUAUCUCUCCCUUCAUCAAUCAGCAGAUAGUUUGACAUUAAAAUGGACUCCAAACCAGCUGAUGAAUGGAACCCUUGGAGAUUCAGAACUGGAGAAAAGUGUUUACUGGGACUACGCAUUGAUUGUGCCACUGAGCCAGAUCGUCUGCAUCCACUGCCACCAGCAACCAGAAAGCAGAUGGACAUUAGUGCUGGUGAGUCAGGAUGGGACCCAGAGGCCUCCGCUGCACUUCCCCCAAGGAGGGCACCUCCUCGCCUUCCUGUCCUGUCUGGAAAAUGGGCUCCUGCCCCGUGGCCAGCUGGAGCCCCCGCUCUGGUCCCAGCAGGGCAAGGGCAAGGUGUUUCCAAAGCUUCGAAAACGGAACAGCAACAAAUCAGUGGACCUGGAGGAGAUGCCAGCUGAGGACACAUCCACAGACUAUGUCUUCAGAAUUAUUUAUCCUGGACACAAGCACGAUAACAUAACUAUUAACUACCACCACUUAGCUGCCAGCCGCUCUACCUCUGUUGACGAUGAUGAGGAGGAGGAAGAUAAGCUACACGCAAUGCUAUCAAUGAUCUGCUCUCGGAACCUCACAGCUCCUAAUAGGAUGAAAGACACCAGUGAGAUGAUAGAGAUGCAAGGCUUUGGGGCAAACCUGUCGUGGCAGCUGGAGCACUGCAGCCAGGGCUCCUCCUGUAUCUCCUGUUCCAUGGGCAGCUCUCCCUACGACAUUCCCAGCUGCUGCACCUGCAUCCACGACCGAACUCCCUUAAAGAUGUUGUGUGAAAGCAUGAAGAGGCAGAUCAUUUCCAGAGCCUUUUAUGGAUGGCUGGCGCACUGCCGGCACCUGUCCACGGUGCGCACGCACCUCUCGGCGCUGGUCAACCACAGCAUCGUGCCCCCCGACAGACCCGCCAGCGCCGCCGCCGGCCUCACCAAGGAGGUCUGGAGCAAGUACCAGAAGGACAAGAAGAACUAUAAGGAACUGGAAUUACUAAGAAGAGUUUACUAUGGUGGGGUCCAGCAUGAGAUUCGGAAGGAAGUGUGGCCAUUCUUGUUAGGUCACUACAAAUUUGGCAUGGCCAAGAAGGAGAUGGACCAGGUGGACGCAGACAUUGCUCUGAGGUACCAGAAGGUGAUGGCUGAGUGGAAGGCCUGCGAGGUCAUUGUGAAGCAGCGAGAGAAGGAGUCGCAUUCAGCCACGCUGGCCAAGUUUUCGUCGGGCAGCAGCAUUGACAGCCACGUCCAGCGGCUCAUCCACAGGGACUCCACCAUCAGCAAUGAUGUGUUUAUAUCUGUGGAUGAAACGGACCCAGUGGAGCAGGACCCCAAGGGGCAGGAGGACCCCACGCUGACGGCGGCGCCGGCGCCCGCGGCCCUGGAGUUCGACUCGCCCGACUCGGGGCUGCCGUCCUCCAGGAACUACUCGGUGGCCUCGGGCAUCCUGUCCAGCAUUGACGACGGGCAGAGCGGCUCCUUCGAGGAUGGCGCCGAGGAGGAAGGCAGUGCUGAGCUGGGAAGGACUGAGGCGGGCACAGCCCGCGUGCAGAGAGCCAAGGCAGGGGUGCUGCAGUCCCAGGACUCUGUCUCAGAGGAGCAGCUGAGUUCCCAGGUGGAUUAUCUAGUGGAUGUCGCCUCGCUCUGCGCUGCGUCCUACACAAUAGAGUUAUUGGACACUGUUGCCUUAAAUUUGCACAGAAUUGAUAAAGAUGUCCAGAGAUGUGACCGGAAUUACUGGUAUUUUACUGAUGAGAACCUGGAGAAGCUCCGAAAUGUCAUGUGCAGCUAUGUCUGGGAGCACCUAGAAGUUGGUUAUGUCCAAGGCAUGUGUGACCUCCUGGCUCCUUUGAUGGUUAUUCUUGACAAUGAUCAGCUGGCCUACAGCUGCUUCAGCCACUUGAUGAAGAGGAUGAGCCAGAACUUCCCCAACGGAGGUGCCAUGGACACGCACUUCGCCAACAUGCGGUCCCUCAUCCAGAUUCUGGACUCAGAACUUUUUGAAUUGAUGCACCAGAAUGGAGAUUACACUCAUUUUUACUUCUGCUAUCGCUGGUUCCUGCUUGACUUUAAAAGAGAAUUGUUGUACGAGGAUGUAUUUACAGUGUGGGAAGUUAUUUGGGCAGCAAAGCACAUCUCUUCAGAACAUUUUGUCCUUUUCAUUGCCUUAGCACUUGUGGAAGUUUAUCGAGAGAUUAUCCGUGAUAACAACAUGGACUUCACUGAUAUCAUCAAGUUUUUUAAUGAAAUGGCUGAGCACCACGAUGCUGCGGAGAUCCUGAGGAUAGCCAGAGACCUUGUCUACAAAGUGCAGACACUGAUUGAGAACAAGUGACCAUGGCCAGGCUGUCCCUGGGGCCUCGCUGCGAGCCACUGGAUGCAGCAUUCCUUGCACUGUAAUUCCAAAUGGUGUUUUAAUUGCAUCUUCCAUGUAAUGUAAUAAAUAGUGAGGAGAUAGUAACAGACUUUUAAAACCUGAACUUUCCCUUCACCAGAUGAGGUUGGUGUUUGAUAGUCCUUGUUACACUGACUUUGUAUUUCUAGACAAAAUCUUUUUGCAUUCUCUAUUUCCCUCUCUAGAAGACAUCUCUCUACAUCUUUGUGAUGUUGAAAGGGGGGGAUUUGACAAACUGCAACAUUUCUAUUUUGACUUACUGCACCUGUAAAGCCUGGAUGCACCUUGUGUGCUCUGUCAGAAGCUGCUGUGGAGGCAAGGCUGGGCCCACUGUUGCAAGCAUUGGAUGGGGUCCUUGGAGGAGCACGGUCCUGGCCUCACUGUCUUUGCCUUGAACAUGGAAGAGAAUGUGUCUGAGAUCAUGUUGCUAAAACGUUUGGGUUUGUAUUUAGCAGUGAUUAAAGCUGAUAAGGUUUCUGGCUGGGAGAAUGGCCUUAACCUAAAUGCCACAGUUCACGGGAGCAGCAAUGAGCUCAUGAGCUAAAACACCAGUUUGGCCUUGGCUGACUGGCUCUCACUGCUCAGUCUUCAUGGCCCACACAGACCUGCCUUUGUUUUGCUUUGCAAACUGACCCUGUACCACUCCCAGCUGCCAGGCCCUGCCCUGUGUUGCUCAGGUGAGCAGGUUCAGCCCACAGGCAGGACCCUGCUCACGCUGGCAGCUCCUGCUCCCUGGGCUGUGCAGGGCCAUGGAUUCUCAUCCCAUGGGGAGCAGAUGGCAGUGCCCAGGCUCCCCCAGCUCCCUCACUGCACACUCCUCCUCCUCCCUGCCCUGCAGAGCUUGCAGGGGGAGGCUCCGUGGGGUCCUGCAGACACAAACCAGGUGCUGGUCUCUGCGAGCAGGACCAGCCCCUGCCAGGUGAAGGAGCUGGAAUUCCUGGGGGGCUCUGAGUUGCUGCUGCAGCCCCUGCUCAGUGUGGAGCCCUCCUGUGCCCCAGGACAGUCUGUGCCCCGGCCCCCUGCCCGGCCCUGUGUGACUGUCUGUUCACUUGAAAACUGGAAAAGUAUUUUUUAAAAGAAUGAGAAGAGUGAGAAAAACCUCCAACUGCCAGAGCCCAGGGAGUGAUGGAUGUACAGAUAAUAAUACUGCACUAUUUUCCUUUGGUAUGUUGGGAAUGUUCUGUACAGCUGUUUCACACAAACCCAAUCUGUGAACUUUGCUGUAUUUGUUAGAACAUUCUGUCCGAUUGGAUUUUCUCAAUGUUGUGUAUUAUUUAUUUUUGUUGAGAGCAGACUGUUCUCUUUAUUGCUCAAUUAUUUAUGUUUAAAUGUAACUUAUGAAUAAAUACUUAUCAUCAAGGCA
This is a messenger RNA of Vidua chalybeata, 4678 nucleotides long. RefSeq names its product small G protein signaling modulator 2 (gene SGSM2). The coding region runs from base 178 to 3255 and encodes 1025 amino acids. The record is from RefSeq and is a predicted model, not a curated record. Lineage: Eukaryota; Metazoa; Chordata; Aves; Passeriformes; Viduidae. Gene Ontology annotation, molecular function: GTPase activator activity. The transcript has 25 exons.